UGACAAAUAACGACAACCAAUAUUAUAAGUGAAGCAUUCCAUUUUCCUGUUAUUGUCUUUGGAUUGGAAAAAGAUGGAGGACAACCCUAGUUCAUCAAGAGUUGACAGAAAAACCAUUGAGAAGAUUAGAAGAAUUCAAAUGAAAGAUCUCUGCAACAAGGUCUACUCACUUCUGCCUCAUCAAACUUCAAAGGAAGCUAUUUCAACGCUGGAUAAGGUAGAGGAAGCAACAAAAUACAUAAAGAAAUUACAGAUCAACUUAGAGAAAAUGAAGGAGAAGAAGAAUUUUCUACUAGGAAUUCAAAGGUCAACAAAUGUGGAUAUGGAUAGAAGCAAGAACUUGGGAUUCAAAUCUCCAAAAAUUGAGAUCCAACAAUUUGAUUUAGUCUUAGAGGUUGUUCUAAUAACAUGUUUGGAUUCUCACUUUUUGUUCAAUGAAACUAUUCGUGUUCUUCAAGAAGAAGGAGUUGAUAUUGUUAAUGCUAGUUAUAAAGUCAAUGAAGAUUCUGUUUUCCAUUCAAUACAUUGCCAGGUAGGAGAAUUUGGUAAUGAAGUUGCAAGGAUAUCUGAGAAAUUGUACUAAUUCAAGCCAAAUAUCUUUUUCAUAAUAAUUUCAACUAAUUUUGUAUCUCCUUCAAGCCAAAUAUCUUUCCAAUCAUUUUCAAGGACUAAUUCAAGGCCUCUUCUAAGGGCAGUGAGUUCAGCAAUUGUACUAUUAGCUUGACCAAUUGAUUCA
Trifolium pratense (red clover) is the source of this 736-nucleotide messenger RNA. RefSeq names its product transcription factor bHLH162-like. Gene Ontology annotation, molecular function: RNA polymerase II transcription regulatory region sequence-specific DNA binding; DNA-binding transcription factor activity, RNA polymerase II-specific; protein dimerization activity. Gene Ontology annotation, biological process: regulation of transcription by RNA polymerase II. The transcript has 3 exons. Bases 74 to 583 code for a protein of 169 amino acids. Lineage: Eukaryota; Viridiplantae; Streptophyta; Magnoliopsida; Fabales; Fabaceae. Gene Ontology annotation, cellular component: RNA polymerase II transcription regulator complex. The record is from RefSeq and is a predicted model, not a curated record.